Myxocyprinus asiaticus (Chinese sucker) is the source of this 288-nucleotide messenger RNA. Its product is annotated as cortexin domain-containing 1-like. The record is from RefSeq and is a predicted model, not a curated record. The coding region runs from base 1 to 288 and encodes 95 amino acids. The transcript is spliced from 2 exons. Lineage: Eukaryota; Metazoa; Chordata; Actinopteri; Cypriniformes; Catostomidae.
AUGGUUGCUUUUUCCCACCAGUUUGUACCAGGAAAAACUGAGGAAAUCAGAAAAAGAAACAAGAAUAAGAAGACUUUGAGGGAAGCUACACUUCGGAUAAACAUGGACCUGCCUCUUCCUGUGUCUCGACUGGAUGUUGAUGUGGAUUUGGGUUUUGCGCUCUUCUUCUUGGUCCUCCUCUGUUUAUUUCUGUUGGUCACAAUGGUGCGCUGUGCACAGAUGGUUUUGGACCCUUACAGUGCGAUCUCAGUGUCCACCUAUCAGGAAGAGCAAGUGGAACAAGGUUAA